AUGGACGACGCUUUAUCACCUGAAGAAUGCCUCGACAUUCUCCGCCUCUCCUUGAAAUCUUCUGAUAGUCUUGUCGCACUUCUAGCAGAGACUAGCGGGGUACCAUCACCGGACCACCUCCGCAAGAUCAUCGCCGCCGUCCUCUGGCAUCGCAAGUUCAUCGUGACAUAUUAUUUAUGGAUUGUCGGUGCAAUCGUUAUUGUGGGUGGCGUCCACUUUGGGAGGGCAGCGCACCGACGCAAGAGAUGGGACAAGAAUGAUCAGAGACUUAUCAACUAUGCGGCUGUCGCACCCAACCCCUCACCCUCAUCAAGCGGUACAUCGACUGGGACAAGUACACCUUCGCAGAAAGAAGAUUGUUUGGACAAUGGAGAGACAACACCCUUGCUGUCACGGUCAUAUCCGACUUCUCGAAGACGGCCACCCCUUGCGGAUCGACUGAAGUCCUUCUUGAUGUUCCAGCCUCGACCCAUCCCAGCACUAACAGCUCCCUCGAACGUCCUCCCGAACAAUGCCAUCACCCUCGCUGUCCUCUUUUUUCUCGCCGUCAACCUUUUCUACCUUUUCUACCGUGUCCCGUUGUCAUUGCCAUGGAUCUUUAUUCUCGCCGAUCGGGCUGGUCUGCUCUUCCUUGCAAAUCUUCCAGUCCUCUACUUACUCGCCGCCAAAAACAACCAGCCGCUCAAAUGCCUGACAGGACAUUCCUACGAAGGACUCAACAUCUUCCACCGUCGUCUUGGAGAGUGGAUGACUUGCUUCGCUGUCAUUCAUAUGUUUGGGAUGCUUGCUGUCUGGUACACCAUCCUCCGUCCUCUAGGCUGGAACCUACUCCGUUAUAUGACUAGCAAAGUCGUUAUUCUCGGUUUCUGUGCAGUGAUUUCGUACUAUCUCAUCUACCUCACGAGCAUCGGUUGGUUCCGCCGUCUUUACUAUGAAUCGUUUCUGGUGGUACACGUCAUAUUCCAGUUCGCCGCUCUGGUAUUUCUUUUCUUCCACUAUCCUACGGCUCAGUUAUACGUCUGCGCGGCCUUUGCAGUCUGGGCCGUCGACAGGCUCCUCUGGCGCAUGACGAUAUCAUCUCGAAAAUUUAUUGCAACUUUGGAAGUUGCUCCAGAUGGGGACACUGUUCUGGUCCACUGCAAUAUUCCGUUGUCCCGCCAAAAUCUUCUUCUGGGGGUACAAACGAAUCUCUACCGCGGGUGGUCUCCCGGCCAGCACGUAUUUCUCACCAUCCCCUCCAUGGGUUUCAAGUACCGCUUUCAGGCGCACCCAUUCACGAUAGCUUCACCGGCUCCAGCAGGAAGUUCAGCGUCUGGAGGAUCGUGGCCUCUUCAGCUCACGAUCCGCGCAAUCGACGGCUUUUCUCUCGACCUUCUGCGCUACGCCCGCCACCAUCAACAUUGUGAAGUCGUUCUUGACGGUCCUUAUGGCAGUACCUCAGCGCUGCACGCAGCACAGUCAGCAGAUCGCGUCUGCUUCGUCGCAGGUGGCAGCGGUAUCGCAGUCACCUAUCCGCUUUCCUGGGCAGUCCGUGUCCGACAGGAUAGCAGCGCAGAUGCAGGACCCUUCCUGAGCACAAGGACCACAUAUGAGAAUGGUGUGAAGACUGUGCCAUCCACUACUGCAGAGUCUGCUCCGGCCGACGGAGACCCCGACUACGCACACUUCUGGGUAAGGCAAGAGGUGCUGCAUGGAAAGUGGAUCUGCAUGGUCCCGCGAGCGAGUGCGGUCAAGUCACUCCACGAUGACGAAGAUGAUCAAGACUCAGCGACCCCUCCUGCUGGAACAGAGCAAGGGAAUGACGAAGCCGGGAGUUUAGUAACGCGGGCAUUCGACACAAGAUCUCCGGGCUGCCAACACGUUCGACCAGAUAUGCAAAGCGAGAUCUACAGCUGGAUCACGUCCGUCUCCUCGUCCUCUCUAGCCGACGCUGCUAGAAAACCUCUUUAUCCUUCAUCGUCUUCCUCCUCUUCUUCUACGACACUAGAGGACUGCUCUCCAGAUCCGCUCCCGUCUUCUUCUUCCUCUUCAUCACAAUCGGCGCUACAAUCCCCCAAACUGAACUUUAAAGUCACGAACGAAUCUAUUUCUUCACGAGCAGACAAGCAGAGCACCGCAGACAGGACCAGGGAGAAGAUCUGCAUCAUCGUCUCCGGCCCAGACGGCCUCGUGCGCGACGUGCGAAACGUCGCUGCCGACCUUGUCCGCCAGGGAGGCUGGGACAUUGAUGUCUGGGCCGAGAAAUUCGGUUGGUAG
Messenger RNA from Fonsecaea nubica, 2256 nucleotides. RefSeq lists its product as hypothetical. Lineage: Eukaryota; Fungi; Ascomycota; Eurotiomycetes; Chaetothyriales; Herpotrichiellaceae. Gene Ontology annotation, cellular component: plasma membrane. Gene Ontology annotation, molecular function: ferric-chelate reductase activity. Gene Ontology annotation, biological process: intracellular iron ion homeostasis; copper ion import; iron ion transport. The transcript has a single exon. Bases 1 to 2256 code for a protein of 751 amino acids. The record is from RefSeq and is a predicted model, not a curated record.